UUAUUUUAUUGUUAUUUACAGAAUGAGUAUGAAAAAAGGAUUCUUGAGAGGGACUCACAAGAGGCACAUGGAGAUGAUGUUUCUAGUCAUCAAUCUGACAACAUCAUCUUCUUAGAUGUUGUUGGAGGAGUAGACAAGAAGGGCCGUAUAUAUGGUUUGGGACCAGAAGCAGCAAAAUACAAGCCAUCUAGAUCUUCCACAUUUGACAGUAUCUCAUCAUCUGAAUAUGAACAAAUGAGGACUGUUAUUUCUGAUUUGUCUACUGAAAACAACACCCUUAAAGAGAAACUUAAGACUCAUGAGGAUUUGAUUCGUGCGUCGCAAGAAGACUCACGUUUGCUUAGAGAACAGUUAUUCCGAUUUAUGGAAAGUUUUUCAGCAGGUCACCAACCUCCACGUCCGGAUCAAAAUCCGUCUUCACCCAGUUCUUGAAAUACAAUACUAAAUUGUAGUGAACACACUUUAGUUUGUCAUCACUUAGUUUUAAAAACAAUGGUAGUAUUAUUUUCGCUGUGAUUUUUAAUUUUAAGAGCUUGUUUUGAACUAUUUUAGUUGUAAUAUUUAGUCUCAACAAAACAAUAUUAUGGUUUUAAU
Molecule: messenger RNA, 594 nt
Organism: Vicia villosa (hairy vetch)
Lineage: Eukaryota; Viridiplantae; Streptophyta; Magnoliopsida; Fabales; Fabaceae
Exons: 1
Source: RefSeq, a predicted model, not a curated record